Molecule: messenger RNA, 2986 nt
Organism: Condylura cristata (star-nosed mole)
Lineage: Eukaryota; Metazoa; Chordata; Mammalia; Eulipotyphla; Talpidae
Gene: MFSD2A
Product: major facilitator superfamily domain containing 2A
Exons: 14
Coding region: 163-1737 (524 amino acids)
Biological process (GO): carbohydrate transport
Cellular component (GO): membrane
Molecular function (GO): lysophospholipid:sodium symporter activity
Source: RefSeq, a predicted model, not a curated record
AGGUUUGAGAUUCGCCAGCCCGGACGCUGAUUUAGUAGUACACGUAAGAUCAACCCUGGCGGCGGCGGCGAAUAAGACGCCAGCCCGGGCAGUGCAGAGAGAGGCCCGCGGAGCAGAGCUGCAUCCCGGGGUCCGGGUCCCAGGCGGCGUGGCCCACGGGUCAUGGCCAAAGGAGAGGGCGCCGAGAGCGGGUCCGCGGCUGGACUGCUGCCCACUGGUGUCCUCCCAGCUGGUGAACACCCGGCCCGAGUGAAGAAAGAACCAAAGAAGAAGCAACAGUUAUCCAUUUGCAACAAGCUUUGCUAUGCAGUUGGGGGGGCCCCCUACCAGGUGACAGGCAGUGCUCUGGGGUUCUUCCUGCAGAUCUACCUGUUGGAUGUGGCUCAGGUAAACCCUUUCUCUGCCUCCAUCAUCCUGUUUGUGGGCCGAGCUUGGGAUGCCUUCACAGACCCCCUGGUGGGCUUCUGCAUUAGCAAAUCCUCCUGGACCCGCUUGGGCCGCCUCAUGCCCUGGAUCAUUUUCUCCACACCCCUGGCCAUCAUUGCCUACUUCCUCAUCUGGUUCGUGCCUGACUUCCUACAGAAUCGGACCCUGUGGUACCUGCUUUUCUACUGCCUCUUUGAGACACUGGUCACGUGUUUCCACGUUCCCUACUCAGCUCUCACCAUGUUCAUCAGCACAGAGCAGAGUGAGCGGGAUUCGGCCACUGCAUAUCGGAUGACUGUGGAGGUACUGGGCACAGUGCUGGGCACAGCAAUCCAGGGGCAAAUCGUGGGCCAAGCAGAUAUGCCUUGUCUCCAGUCCAGUGGAUCUGAAGUGGCCAACCGCACACAGAGUACCCCCUCACUCAAAAAAACGCAAAGCGCGUACCUGUUGGCAGCAGGUGUCAUUGCCUCCAUCUAUGUCAUCUGUUCUGUCAUCCUGACCCUGGGUGUUCGGGAGCAGAGAGAACCCUAUGAGACCCAGCAGGCUGAGUCGAUGUCCUUCUUUCGGGGUCUCCGGCUGGUCAUGAGCCACGGUCCGUAUGUCAAGCUUAUUGCCGCCUUCCUCUUCACCUCCCUGGCUUUCAUGCUGGUGGAGGGAAACUUCGCCUUGUUUUGCACCUAUACUUUGGGUUUCCGCAACGAGUUCCAGAAUCUGCUCCUGGCCAUCAUGCUCUCAGCCACCUUGACCAUUCCCAUCUGGCAGUGGUUCCUAACCCGGUUUGGCAAGAAGACAGCUGUUUACUUCGGCAUCUCAUCGGCAGUGCCGUUUCUCAUCCUGAUGGCACUCAUAGAGAAAAACCUGAUCCUCACGUACGUGGUAGCCGUGGCCGCAGGCAUCAGUGUAGCAGCUGCCUUCUUACUUCCCUGGUCCAUGCUGCCUGAUGUCAUCGAUGACUUCCACUUGAAGAAGCCCCACUCCCUUGGGACAGAGCCUAUCUUCUUCUCCUUCUAUGUCUUCUUCACCAAGUUUGCGUCUGGUGUUUCACUGGGCAUCUCCACCCUCAGUCUCGAUUUUGCUGGGUACCAGACUCGUGGCUGCUCCCAACCGGAGCGUGUCAAGUUUACACUGAAGAUGCUGGUGACCAUGGCUCCCAUAGUCCUCAUCCUGCUGGGCCUGCUGCUCUUCAAACUGUAUCCCAUUGAUGAGGAGAAACGGCGGCAGAACAAGAAAGCCCUGCAGGCUCUAAGGGAAGAAGCCAGCAGCUCAGGCUGCUCCGACACAGACUCUACAGAGCUGGCCAGCAUCCUCUAGGUCUGCUGUGUUGCUCUAAGCCACCAAAUUCGGGGCCUAGGUCUCCAGGUCUCACAGAGGACCCUAGACCUGCUUGCCCGCUCACUGAACAGCUGGUCUCCAGGUGCCAGGAAGGGAGUCCAAGUGUGAGCGGCCCAGGACACCUCAUGUGCCCACUGUGAGGCAGGCCAUUCAUGCUGCCUGCCCUCUGGCCACUCCUGGGGCUGAGCCCUGGGGCUGCUACUGUGAAUAUGCCAAGGACUGAUGGGCCUAGCCCAGAACACUAAUACAGAAACGUUUUAUACAGAUACUAAUUAAUAACUUAAUGACCUUGUAUAUAGUGUUGUAUGUACAUAUAUGUAUGGCUGUAGCUAUUAAUGUUAUUAAUUUUGAUAAAAGCUGGUAAAGAGAACUGCCUGUUUGUCUUUGCCCUCACCUGCUCACUGAGUCCUCCUGUGCCAGGAUUUGGUAGUGAGAAGGAGCACUAAGUCUCAGCUGCCCUGGGCAAGGGGCAUGUGCCUGAAUUGUGGUAUCCUCAUUUAAGUCCUAAAGCUUUCUUGCUAAGCUGGGACUGUCCAUUUUCAAGAUGAUAAAAUAAGGUAGCCAGGCCACAGGGACAAUGGAGACAGGCUAAAUCAUAUAGCCAAGAGUGACUUUCCUGGAAUCUCAUCCCAGGUCUGUGGACUCUAGGGCCUUUGCCAUCACCCUGCCUUCCCCUGAGUCUGAGAACAACUGACCACCUGGCAGACAGACCUUGCUCCACCCAUUCCCACAUGCUGGACUUCCCACCCUGAUGUGAGAUGCCGGCUAUGCUGGAGCAGACUCUGAAGGGAGCCCUGUGGGGUUCCGGAGACGUGUAACUUUUUCCCACAGCUAUAACUGACAGUGCUGGAGAAUGUACCUGGUGGGGGGUGUGGGUGUUGGUGAGGAGUCUCACACAAGUUGCUGGUGAAAAACCACCCACCUCUGGCCCAGAAACAGGUCAUGGGGAAGACCUCGUUUGUAGCCUUUGCCCAUUUCAUUGGUAUAAAUACGCCCACAGUAGCCAAUUCCAAGUUACAGGGGUUGUACUACCUUGCAAAAUUCCUGAAAAUUGAACAGUAGGCUCUUGCAAACUGUUAGAAGUUUGUCCCAGCCCAUCAUUGGCUUUCCCACACUUAGGCCAAGUUCCAGACUUUCGAAGACAGAAACUGGCAGUGUCAAGGUUACGAAUUCAACCUCUUUCUUUCUUUCUUUUUUUAAAUAUUUAUUUGUGCAGAUAGACCUGGGG